AUGGAGGCCUUGAUCAACUGGGAAACGGCAAUGACACAUCUUCUAAAUGAACACUUCACCAGUUUGACUGCGACACUGCGUGAGUGUUGUAAAACUACCGCAGUAAGAGAUGACAUGCUUCCACAAAAAACGGAUUGGUGUACCACUAUUGCUAUAGAGAAUGUUGAUGCUCUCACAGACCGGGACAAGUGUGUAGAACCUUCUAAUUCCUGGGACCUGUGCUGUCGGGUGGUUUCCCCCCAGCGAGCGGAUGCUUCCAUUUGUCUCGAUAGAGAUAUGAUGAGCCACACUCUACUGGAUCGUAUAGAGGAAAAGCACCCUCAUGCAACACCGACACCACAAGCACAGCCUGGUAGGAGUACCAAUGAAGCGCCCACUUGUUCAAGAUCUUCUUCAGCUGUUUCCAGACCAUCUACCUGUGGAGCUCAUGGUCAAUUUAUACGGUCCACAUCUACUGUCACACACAGUUCUUCAUCUGCGGACACACUCCUUGAUGUAAGGACCAGCACUCCAGAAACAGGUGUUGGAAGAGCAACUGCUGAUUUGGGACGUCUGUUCCAGAGUUUGACUGGAUAUUCAUCUCCAUUAUUUGAUGAAGAAGAAAACUCAUCAAGGGAGAUCACUAUCAAUCUCAUGCCAAUAAGAGCGGAAAAUCCGAUUUCAGAUGAAAAUACAGGAGGUCAUGAUGGAAGUGAGACUCCAGAUAUUCUAGAUGAAUUUGGAGAUGCAAAACCAAUUGAAAUACAUACCCCAUAAAACCUGGAGGAACCAGUGGAAACACAGGCACCACCACCACUAACACAAGAAACAGGUGCUCUAAAUAUGGAAAAUCCACCAGCCGAAGGACUAUUGACCGAUGUUGGAUUAACGGAAAUGUUGACCCUUGCCAGGCAAUAUAGAGAGCACCACAGGGACAUGCAGAAUAUUAUUAACACUAAUAUUGAACGUUGGGCAGUUAUUUCCGAAAAAAAUAUUGAAAUAGAACAAGAAAGAAAUUAAAUUGAAAGGCAAAAAUUACAUCUCCAAAGAGAAAUGUUUCAGUGUCAGAGGCAGAUAGAUGAAGAAAAAAACCAGUAAAUAAAUAGAGCAUUAUCCAUCACUGAAAGGACAUUACAAUCACUGUUGUCUAUUUUAAGUGAAAGGAGGGUACAACAGACCCCAAAAGACCAUGGCUACAAUGAAAAUGUAAUUUCUUAUUUAUACCACCAUAAUCCAGAAAGUUGUAUUUUCUGUUA
Messenger RNA from Bombina bombina (fire-bellied toad), 1235 nucleotides. RefSeq lists its product as uncharacterized. The coding region runs from base 1 to 756 and encodes 251 amino acids. NCBI's taxonomy places the organism in Eukaryota, Metazoa, Chordata, Amphibia, Anura, Bombinatoridae. The record is from RefSeq and is a predicted model, not a curated record. The transcript has 4 exons.